AUGGAUCUGCUUUUUGUUCCCUCGCCUUCACCACACCUUGCGGACUAUAUCGUUAUAGCAAUCUUUCUCUGUAUCUGUAUGGGAAUCGGCAUCUACUAUGGUUUCAAAAGGAAUCAAAAUCUUACGCUGGAAAAUUAUUUCUUCGGAAAUAGACAUCUAUCACUUAUACCAGUUGCAAUGUCCCUUUUCGUCACAUUCGUUUCGGCAAUAUCCCUCAUGGGUAUUCCAGCCGAAGUAUACGCGUAUGGAAUUCGAAUUGUUUACUACGCCGUAUCAAAUGUGAUUUCUGUUAUCAUAGCCAAUUUUACCGUCGUGCCUUUGUUGUAUCCACUAAAACUAUCCAGUAUAUUUGAGUAUCUAGAACUAAGGUUCCAGUCCAAGGCCGUACGAAGGAUAGGAACGAUGAUUGGGAUGCUUCUAACUAUCAUGGAUAUGGGAGUGACAUUGUAUGCACCAAGUUUAGCUUUACAGUUCGUGGCUGGAAUACCUUUGUGGGUUUCUAUAGCUGUCAUUGGGCUUGUUUGUACUUUAUACACAACAAUCGGAGGAAUCCAGAGUGUAGUGUGGACAGACGCGUUCCAGUUUGUGAUGAUUUUUAUUGGAUUGGUAGCGGUCACUGUAAAGGGCGGUAUGCUAAUGGAAACACGUCAUUCUGUUGUCGGAAUCGCAAAUGAAGGCCGACGGCUUGAUUUUAUAAACUUUGAUCCUGAUCCUAGAAGCCGCCACACUAUUUGGGGUACGUGUGUAGGAUUUGCCUUUACCUUCCUCUGUUACUGGUGUAAUCAGUCAAGCUUCCAGAGAAUGUCCUCUCUUCGCAGUCUCAGAGCAACUAAAAUUGCCAUUUGGAUGCUGAGUCCAAUGAUUGUGGUCUACUUUAUCUUCCUUGGGUAUUUGGGUAUCAUUUUGUACUCCUAUUACAACACUGUCAAUUGUGAUCCAGUUGAAUCCGGACUCCUAACAAACUUCAAUCAGCUGAUGCCAUACUUCGUGCUGGACGUAUUGCGGUCACUUCCAGGUUUAUCUGGGGUCUAUAUCAGCUGUUUGUUUAGUGGAACUUUGAGUACACUUUCCUCUGGAAUCAACGCUCUAUCAGCGAUCACUGUGGAAGAGAUUCUCGGCAGCUGUCUACAUAAAUCAAAAACAAUAUCACAAACAUUCGUAGGGAAACUGUUAGUCUCGUUGUAUGGACUGGGAAUUAUUGGUCUGGCGUAUGGUAUCAGUUCCAUGUCAGGUUCUGUAAUCCAGAUUUUCGCAGUUGUAACUGGGGCAUGUGGAGCAGGACCUUUGGCAGGGCUCUUUUUCCUCGGUGGAAUGACACCAAAGGCAAACUGGAUAGGAGCUGUAAUAGGUAGUGUGACAGCUCUCGUCUGCAACAUUUGGAUAGCAUUAGGAGCCCUAAUCUACGGGAAGAGCCCAAGCACGUUACCUCCUAACCCUACAAGUGGGUGUUUCGCCAGAAACAUUACCAAUUCAGUUAACGACUCAUCGAUGUACAUUCAAAAUACUACAAAUACUACCUGUUUAUAUGAUGUACUUGGAUACUCAAGCAUGUCCCCAAACGUCUUAGUCACUCCAGACGAAGGAUUUUUCUUGUACAACGUGUCCUAUAUCUGGUACGGCUUCAUCGGGUUCUUCCUCACCCUUAUCAUUGGCAUCGCCGUUAGCUUGUGUACAAGUGGGUUCCAUGAUCAACCAGUAGAAGCUCAAUUUAUCUUCCCUCUAUGCAGGAAAAUGUGUAGCCUGGAACCUGAUUCCACUUAUGAAGAGACCGACUCGGAGAAUCAGAAUGUCCCGCCGAUGUAUCCAGAACAACAACCGCAUGUGCUUCUUGUUGGAGCGUCUAUGAAAUCUUAA
Messenger RNA from Ylistrum balloti, 1854 nucleotides. RefSeq names its product sodium-coupled monocarboxylate transporter 2-like. Gene Ontology annotation, cellular component: membrane. NCBI's taxonomy places the organism in Eukaryota, Metazoa, Mollusca, Bivalvia, Pectinida, Pectinidae. Gene Ontology annotation, biological process: transmembrane transport; sodium ion transport. The record is from RefSeq and is a predicted model, not a curated record. Bases 1 to 1854 code for a protein of 617 amino acids. The transcript has 16 exons. Gene Ontology annotation, molecular function: symporter activity.